Meloidogyne enterolobii is the source of this 267-nucleotide messenger RNA. The record is from the annotation of a GenBank genome assembly. Lineage: Eukaryota; Metazoa; Nematoda; Chromadorea; Rhabditida; Meloidogynidae.
AUGCCUAUUGUUAAAAAUAUAGCCACAACUGCGGGAAAUGAGGCUGUAAAUGUUGGAAAAAAUAUUCUCGAAGAUGUUUCACAAGGUCGCUCAGUAAGUGAAGCAUUGAAACAGCAUGGAAGCGAAGGUCUUCAAAAAGUAGGGAAAAAACUAGAACAAUGUGGGAAAGGCAAAAGAAGCCGAAAGAAAAAACAAAAUGUUAUUAUAGAUAAUUUAGGAAAGAAACGUAGACGAUAUAGAGACCAACUUAGCCUUGAUGAUUUCUGA